AUGAGCCAGCUGGAGAUGCGCAAUUUCGAUACUCCCUACGAUCCAGAGGACACUGAGAUGUCUGCACAAGAACGUCUUCUGUACAACAACAACUACAACAGCAACCACCAGAACCAACCUCUCCCUGAAGAUGAGAACCACUACCAGCUGCCCUAUGCCCACCUUCACCAAAUCCCUUAUUUGCACCAUCAGCAGAUGCUGCAGCAGCAGCAGAGCUCCUACAGUAGUGAUGACCACAGCAGCAUCUACACACCGCGUCACGCCAAUGGCCACGGGCUUCCUUACCCACAGACCACGCUGCAGGACAAGUACAGUGUCGCCUACCCUGUUAGGGAAGACCUGACCAGACGGGGCAAUAAAACCACCGGCUCGGGCAUUGUGUAUCGACCUGGCCGAAGAUUGUUCUGGGUGGCUGCUGUGUUGGCGCUGCUGCUGUUGGUUCUAGCUGGUGCUGUGGUAACCGUGGUCUAUUUCACCGUUCUCAGAAAGGACUCGGAGAUGUCUUCGCCAUCAGAAACCAACUACUUGUCCAAAAACCGCGAUGAUGUUCACCGUGAGAACGAUAUAGAUCACGUCACCAAACAACCUAACUACAACAUUCCCGGCACAUUCACUUCUCCCUACCAGUCUCACCGAUCGUUCAUGCCUGACUCAGGAGAUAUCAAAAUACAGAAAUUUGAUGCGUAUUGGCACCCGGGAGAUUCUCGACUCUUUGUUUCUACCCUCACUAACGGAACCAUCAUCCAAGUAUUUGGACCUAAAAAAAGUGACGGAACUGUCAAAUCAAUGUACGCGCUCAGCAUAACCGAUAUUAGCGGCAUAACUAGAUCUAUACGAUUUCUGGGUCAACGGAAUCUGGCCUCUGUUAUUCUGCCUAAUGGUGUCAUUGUGAACUACGACUGGUCAUCCAACAACAUGGAUAUGGAAAUCAAAGUAUUUGAACCAUACACAGAGCAAACGAAGGGCCCUAUUUCUCACCUGGCUCUGGUGGAGGUGGGUGUACGGUCAUUUCUGUUAAGGCAAAUAUCCAAAGUGAUGGAGGAUCUGGUUUCUCUGCGGCAGGACCCUAUGAGCGGUAGUCGUCGAAGCAACACUAGGUGUUUUUCACGGCUUCCGGUCAUGGUAACCAAGUGUGGUGGUCAGUAUCCGUACGAUGGCGCUUUUGUCCAAGGAGUCAUGACAGGAACCGAGAAGCCGGUCACCAUGGCAGCUUUACCCUGGCCCAAGGAGCACGACCCAUGUUACGAGCAGGAUGCCGGUAUUGUCUCUAAUUAUUACCUACCGGUACCGGGAAUCAUGGACAGCGACAAUGCUACCAUGAUCAAAGAAGCUUACGUGGCCUCAUCGGCACGCCUGUUCACCAAGCUCUGCAACAUCAUCAAUGAUCAGGUGUUCCAAGAACACCACAACCUCUGUUCGGAUUUGGGAGAAAAGGUUCGAAAGAAGCUAGGACGUCACCAGUUGCUGGGUAUCGUCUAUGACAGCUGCAGUGCUAUUCUCAACGCUCUUCACACCGCUUGUGUUGCCAUCUCUGGGAUGGCCUCCGCUGACAACAUGCCGUCUCUUACUGAAAACGGACUUCUACGUAGCUUCACUCGUCGCCUCUCUGAUAGCUUCCAACCUGGCAUUUCCGGUCUGCUUGAUCUCAAAGCACACGCAUUCUGUCCUUCAUCUCUUCCCCUAAGCUCGUAUCAAAGUAUCGUCGAUAUCCAUAACGUUAGAAGCAAUAGUCCCAAUGACGUCAUCAACAUCAACUGCCCUGACUACCCUGAAGUCACUUACGUAGAUCUUGACCACCUGCUCGCUAAGUCCGACGUUCAAACCUCUGCCAGCCACUUUGAUUUGGUCAAACAUAAGAUGCGCGUCUGUUCUAUUUGCGCAUUUCAAAAGUCAGUCACUGCUCAGAUUGUCUCGGACGAGAUGCUGUGUAACAAUACUUGUUUAAAGACAAACGUUCUGGAGCACAUGCCAGACCUCUACAAGCCGGAGGCUAGGGACUUCACCGAGCAGGACAGCGUCUACUGCCACGACUUUCUCACUGGCGUAGAGAACACCAUCGAGCCAUUCGGCCAUCAGUGUUUCGGCAACUGUAUGUCUCACCUGCACGUCAAGUUCCAGAUCAGAGAUCCCGUAGACAACGUCCUCUACUAUGAUCAAACGGUUCAGUGCCCUGAGCUUACGAAUAACUGGUGCAAAAUGAAGUUCGGUAAAUAA
This is a messenger RNA of Candidula unifasciata, 2214 nucleotides long. Lineage: Eukaryota; Metazoa; Mollusca; Gastropoda; Stylommatophora; Geomitridae. The record is from the annotation of a GenBank genome assembly.